Molecule: messenger RNA, 1023 nt
Organism: Aspergillus luchuensis
Lineage: Eukaryota; Fungi; Ascomycota; Eurotiomycetes; Eurotiales; Aspergillaceae
Product: putative mitochondrial export translocase Oxa2
Exons: 1
Coding region: 1-1023 (340 amino acids)
Biological process (GO): protein insertion into mitochondrial inner membrane from matrix; mitochondrial respiratory chain complex IV assembly
Cellular component (GO): mitochondrial inner membrane
Molecular function (GO): membrane insertase activity
Source: RefSeq, a predicted model, not a curated record
AUGCGGCCCUUCCGAUUGUCGCAUCCCGCACGCAAGACGGCGGCUUUCCAGCAGGUCCGGCAUUUCCACCCAACCCGUCCAGCACCCUUCAUCAACGAAGCCCUCGAACUCUCCUCCGCCUUUCUCCAUAAUGUCCACGCUAUUUCCGGUCUACCAUGGGCCGUCUCCAUCCCAUUGAGUGCUCUGAUCGUCCGAACAACCGUUGCUCUGCCGCUACAACUCUACAGCAAGAUGCAAGCGAAACGGGAACGGGAUGCGAUACCACUUCUCCAUGCGUGGAACCGAUGCUUUAAAGAGAAUUUGCAGAAAUCAGAGGACUACACCCGCGAGGAUCGCCUAUUGCUCGCUAAAAUGGACCCUACAAGGGCCCAAAAGCAACAACUCAUGAAGCAAUUCCUGGAACGGAAACGAAUCGUACACCGUCGCCUGGGCGUUCCCCGGUUCUGGAAGCCACUGAACUUCCUCCAACUACCCAUCUGGAUCUCCAUCAUGGAGAGUCUCCGCGCCAUGUCCGGCAAUGACCGUGGUCUAGUGCCCUGGCUACUAUCGCGCCUUGAGCCCGAGUCCGCGGAUCCCUCGUCUGCCCUGCAUCUGGCCGUCGAGCCCUCGCUCGCUAAUGAGGGUGCUCUUUGGUUCCCUGAUCUUUUGGCCGGGGAUCCUACCGGUAUCCUGCCCUUGGCACUAACACUAUCUAUUCUGCUGAAUAUCAGAAUGGGUUGGAAGGCCCAGCCUCUGAAGAACCUGGCCGAUCUGCCCAAGGUAGAGAUGUACAAGCAGCUUUCCUUGCGGGGAAUUCGGAUGUUUGUUCAGGUGCUGGCGUUGAAUGUGGGAUUGUCAUCAUAUGUGUCGGAGAUGCCUACCGCUUUGAUGAUCUACUGGCUCACCAGUACGAACGUCGCUACGUUGCAGACCUUACUCCUGGAUCGGGUGCUUUUUCCGGUCAAGCCCCUGCCUGUAUGGAAGAGGCACUAUGUCAUGUACAAAACACCAAAAAGCCUGGCGCCUCCGGCCAAGAAGUCAUGA